AUGGAGGCAAUUUGCAAAGAAAAAGGUCACCAACAGCCAGGAGAAGCACACAAUGCUAUAACAAAUGAGGUAGAGCAGUUGUUUGUGGCUUCAUGCUUUACUUCAAAUGUGAUAAAAGAUGGUUGGUUAGUAGAUAGUGGGUGCACAAAUCAUAUGACAAGUAAUGCAGACUUGUUUAGUGCCCUGGAUAAAUCAGUAAAGUCAAAGGUGAAUAUAGGAAAUGGUGAAUACAUUGUUGUUGAGGGAAAAGGAGAUGUAAUGCUUGAAGGUUCUAAUGGUGUGAAGCUUAUUCAUGAAGUGUUUGAAGGGCAGACACUGUUUAGGAUACCAAUGAAGGACAAGUGCUUCUCAUUUAAUCCCUUAGAUAAGAAGCACAUGGCUAUGACAAACUUGCUGAAAGAAGAAGAAGAGCUGUGGCAUAGAAGACUGGGACAUUUUCACAGCAAAGGAGUAAACUUUCUGCAGAAAAAUGAUAUGGUGGAUGGGUUGCCUGCAAUUCAGAAAGAAGUAACAGAGUGUAAAACUUGUUUGCUUGGAAAACAAGUCCGGCUUCCUUUUAAGAGAUCAAGUUGGAGAGCUGUCUCGAAGCUUCAGCUAGUCCAUACAGAUGUAUGUGGACCUAUGCCCGAGGAGUCACUAAGUGGGAGUAAGUAUUUUGUGAUCUUCAUUGAUGAUUUCAGUAGAAUGUGUUGGAUAUACUUUAUGAAAGCUAAGUCAGAAGUAGCUGAGAUCUUCAUGAAGUUUAAGAAGCUUGUAGAGAAUGAAAGUGGGUGCAAGAUGAAGGCUAUAAGAUUCGACAAUGGCAGUGAAUAUACAUCAGGGAGGUUCAAGGAAAUUUGUGAAACAUCCGGUAUAAUGCACCAGCUCACCGUGCCUUAUUCACCCCAACAAAAUGGGGUUAGUGAGAGGAAGAACAGAAGCAUAAUGGAGAUGGCCAGAUGUCUACUACAAGAGAAGGAGAUGCCAAAAAAAUUCUGGGCUGAGGCUGCAAAUACCGCAGUCUUCCUGCUAAACAGAUUGCCCACUAAGUCAUUGGACAAGAGAACACCAGUUGAAGCUUGGUGUGGAAGAAAACCUUCAAUAGCAAAUUUGAAGGUGUUUGGUUGUAUAUGCUAUUCCUAUAUUCCUCAGGCGAAAAGGGACAAACUUGAUAAAAAGGCUGAAGCUGGUAUCUUCAUCGGCUACAGCUUGGAGUCAAAAGCUUACAGAAUAUAUCAACCUUCAAGAAAUAAGAGAAAGGAGAAAUGGAAGUCGCACAAAAUUGGGAGGCAGCACCUCAGAAGAUUUCACCUCAGGACCAAGCUAAACUCAGAUGGUUCUGUUAAUAAAUACAAAGCCAGGUUAGUAGUGAAGGGAUAUGCUCAAAUUUGGGGGGUUGAUUACUCUGAAACCUUUGCUCCAGUAGAAAGGUUAGACACUAUCAGGUUAUUACUUGCUGUUGCAGGUCAGAAAAAUUGGAAGGUUUACCAACUUGAUGUGAAAUCUGCUUUUCUCAAUGGUGUGCUCGAAGAGGAAAUAUAUGUUGAGCAACCUGAAGGGUUCAUUGCUAAAGGAGAAGAAAGCAAAGUCUACAAAUUAAAGAAAGCGUUAUAUGGCUUAAAGCAGGCCCCUCGAGCCUGGUAUGGUAAGAUUGAUCAGUAUUUGCAGAAUCUGGGAUUUGAGAGAAGUCUAAGUGAAUUCACACUUUAUGUCAAGAAGGAGAAGGAAGACAUGGUAAUUCUAUCCUUGUAUGUUGAUGAUUUGCUGGUCAAUGGAAACAAUAAAGUACAGAAAGAAAAUGAAGUGUUUGUUUGCCAGAGAAAGUAUCUCAAAGAGAUUUUGAUGAGGUUUCAAAUGGAAGAGUGCAAAAGUGUAAGCACACCAAUGUAUCAGAAGACAAAAAUGCAGAAGGAUGAUGGAUCAGGUCCAGUUGAUGAAAGAACCUACAGAAGUCUUAUAGGUUGUUUGAUGUACUUAACAGCAACAAUGCCUGACAUAAUGUUUGCUGUGAAUGUACUGUCGAGGUUUCUAAGUUGUGCAAGUGAAGCACAUAUGGUGGCUGCUAAGAGAGUCAUCAGAUAUCUGAAAGGGACAUCUUCCUAUGGUUUGAAAUUCUGCAGAAGCUCUACCUUCAAGCUGCAUGGUUUCUCUGAUAGUGACUGGGCAAGAUCAUUGGAUGACAUGAGGAGCACCUCUGGCUAUUGUUUUUCUCUUGGUUCUGCUUGUUUUUCGUGGAGCUCUAAGAAGCAGGAAGUGGUGGCUCAGUCAACAGCAGAAGCUGAAUUUAUUACAGCCACAGCAGCAACAAACCAGGCAAUCUGGCUGAGAAAGUUGAUGACUGACUUAGGGAUGGGUUCUGACCAUGAAACUGAGAUAUUUGUUGACAACCAGGCUGCUCUUGCCAUCUCUCAAAAUCCAGUUUUCCAUGGGAAAACAAAGCACUUCAAGUUGAAGUUUUACUAUCUCAGGGAAAUACAGCAAAGUGGUGAAAUCAAGCUUGUUUAUUGCAGGACAGAAGAUCAAAUGGCUGAUUUAUUCACCAAGUCAUUUCAUGUGGGAAGAUUUGAGCACCUGAGAAGGAUGGUUGGAUUUUGCAACAACUUGCAGACAAGAGUGCAUAUACUGAGUGAAAGUGAGAGUUUUGUUCUGCAAUACUUGCAGACAUUGAAGAAAUAA
Molecule: messenger RNA, 2655 nt
Organism: Punica granatum (pomegranate)
Lineage: Eukaryota; Viridiplantae; Streptophyta; Magnoliopsida; Myrtales; Lythraceae
Source: RefSeq, a predicted model, not a curated record